Populus trichocarpa (black cottonwood) is the source of this 1821-nucleotide messenger RNA. RefSeq names its product extensin-like. Lineage: Eukaryota; Viridiplantae; Streptophyta; Magnoliopsida; Malpighiales; Salicaceae. The coding region runs from base 62 to 1561 and encodes 499 amino acids. The transcript has 2 exons. The record is from RefSeq and is a predicted model, not a curated record.
AUUCCUUGUUCAGAAGCUAAUUAGUGAGAGCAAGUGUGAUUAUCGGGAAGAGUUCGAAAGGAUGGCAUCACCAUCUCGGCGUCAUCUUGUGCAUGCCAUGGUUUUCGGCUUACUAGCAAUUAACGUGGCGGCCAAUAUUUAUGAUAAUGAGGAACCUCCUAGGCCACCUCAUGAUCACGAAGACCCACCAUUACCAUAUAAUCAUAAAAACUCUCUAUUUCUGCCAUCAGGACUUCUUCAUCGAGGAACACCGCCGCCGCCGCCUCGAUCACCACCACCUCCAAAUAAGAAGAAAACGCCCCCACCACCUCCAAAAAAGAAGAAAACACAGUCACCUCCACCACCAGCAAAGUCUCCACCCCCGCCACCACCAGCAAAGUCUCCACCAUUGCCAUCAGCUUCACCUCCGACCUCAUCUUCAGCUCCCAUUUUACCUCCAUUGCCUUCUAAAAUUUCUCCAGUUACACCCCCUUCAAAAGUUCCACCAUCCCCAUCCCCGGCUUCCAAUUUAUCUCCAUCUCCUCCUUAUACUUCACCAGCAUCCCCUCCGAGAAUUCCCCCCAUUCCAUCUCCAUCCCCAACUCCUAAUUUAUCUCCUUCACAUCCUUAUACUCCCCCGAUAUCCUCUCCAAAAGUUUCACCAUCCCCAUCCCCAACUCCCAAUUUAUCUCCAUCACAUCCUUAUACUCCCCCGACAUCCCCUCCAAGAAUUUCACCCAUUCCAUCACUGUCCCUAACUCCCAAUUUAUCUCCAUUACAUCCUUAUACUCCACCGACAUCCUCUCCAAAAGUUUCACGAUUUCCAUCACCAUACCCAACUCCCAAUUUAUCUCCAUCACAUCCUUAUACUCCCCCGACAUCCCCUCCAAGAAUUUCACCCAUUCCAUCCCCAUCCCCAUCCCCAUCCCCAACACCUAAUUUAUCUCCAUCACAUCCUUAUACUCCCCCGACAUCCUCUCCAAAAGUUUCACCAUCCCCAUCCCCAACUCCCAAUUUAUCUCCAUCACAUCCUUAUACUCCCCCGACAUUCCCUCCAGAAAUUUCACCCAUUCCAUCCCCAUCCCCAUCCCCAUCCCCAGCUCCUAAUUUAUCUCCAUCACAUCCUUAUACUCCUCCGACAUACCCUCCAAAAAUUUCACCAUUUCCAUCACCUCGUUAUACUUCUCCUCCACCACCUCCACCUAUCCUCAAAUCUCCACCUCCUCCGAGAUUUACACUUCCUCCCUUCUUUCCCUUUAAAUCCCCGCCACCUCCAUCUCCUUCGCCCCCUCCACAUAUCCUCAAUUCUCCACCUCCUCCGAGGUUUACACUUCCUCCCUUCUUCCCCAUUAAAUCCCCGCCACCUCCAUCUCCUUCUCCCCCUCCACCAAUCCUCAAAUCUCCACCUCCUCCGAGGUUUACAUUUCCUCCCUUCUUCCCCUUUAAAUCCCUGCCACCUCCAUCUCCUUCUCCCCCUCCACAUAUCCUUAAAUCUCCACUUCCUCCAUGGUUCUUUUUGCCUCCCUUUUUCUUUAAAUCCCCGCCUCCUCUAUCUCCAUCACCUCCGUCAUCCAAUAAUUAACCUCCACCUCGUUCAAAAAUAUCUUACUAAAUUGAUUAUAUAUGGUUAAUGAUGGCAGUGGGUUUCUUCGAAGAGGCUACAUAUUAGAUAAUGCAUGUAUUGAAAAUGUAAUCAAUUGAAGGAAAGUGGACUGUAUCAAUCAUGCCAAAAUAAUAUCAUAGAACUUUAGUUAUUGUAAUAAUAAAUGGAUAAUGUGGAGGAAAAUAUUAUGUUUGUUAAAAAGCAUUAUAAUACUAAAUGAAUGUCUUUUAUUACGAUAA